This is a messenger RNA of Cryptomeria japonica (Japanese cedar), 1239 nucleotides long. RefSeq names its product E3 ubiquitin-protein ligase PUB23-like. The record is from RefSeq and is a predicted model, not a curated record. Lineage: Eukaryota; Viridiplantae; Streptophyta; Pinopsida; Cupressales; Cupressaceae. Gene Ontology annotation, biological process: protein ubiquitination. Gene Ontology annotation, molecular function: ubiquitin protein ligase activity. The coding region runs from base 1 to 1239 and encodes 412 amino acids. The transcript has a single exon.
AUGGAUCAGGAGGUUGAGGUCCCUUCCUAUUUUGUGUGCCCAAUAUCGAUGCAAAUCAUGCGGGAUCCCGUUACAGUCUGCACGGGCGUCACCUACGAAAGGGAGAGCAUAGAGAAAUGGAUAUAUAAGUUACGGAAGAACACCUGCCCCGCCACAAUGCAAGUCCUUCACAACCGGCAGCUCACACCCAACCACACCCUUCGGCGGCUCAUUCAGCAGUGGUGCAUCGCCAACUCCUCUAUGGGCGUCCCACGCAUCGCUACACCAGACUCACCCGUGGACGCCGAUCAGCUCAACGAAUUGCUACGAGACAUUGAGGUCAGCCCAGAGCCGCCGUUUCGACUGAACGCCUUGAAAAAACUGAGGUCGUUGGCCGACAAAAGCGAGACCAACAAACGGUUCAUCGCUUCGUCGAAAGCACCGGCUGCCUUGAUCUCUGUCAUUGAAAACCAGUCCACAGAAGCUGACGAAACCGGAUGCUUCUACGAUGUUGCGGUGGCGUGCGUAGAAGCCUUGCGGAUUCUCCAUUCUCUUCACUUGUCCGACGAGGUUGUAGAGACUCUUGUCUCUACCAGAUGCCUGGCUUCCCUAGGCUCUAUUCUCAAGAGGGGCACCUCAAAAGCCCGGUUUCAUGCCGCCGUGCUAUUACAGAAAGCGUCAAUGAAAAGCGUGCAACAGAUUGUAAUGAACAGCAACGAUGACCUGAUAGAAGGGUUGCUGGAGAUGGUGACGGAAGAAGUGUGCCACAAAGCUACAGUGGCUGCCCUGCAAGUGUUAACCACAAUGAGCAUCAACAGCCGGCGCAGCAGAAUGAAAACCAUCGAGGUGGGCGCAGUCUCAAUCUUGAUCGAAUCGCUUCCUGAACAGACAUCGGAAAGGAAGAGCACCUGCGAGUGGAUGUUAUGUCUUCUCGACGUGUUAUGCAGAUGUGCCGAAGGAAGGGUUGCCAUUGUCGGCCACGCCAUGGGCAUCCCUGCGAUUUGUAAGAAAAUAUUUAGAGUAUCUCAAUCGGCUACUGAGAAAGCUGUUCGAAUCCUUUGGUCUCUUUGCCGAUUUUGUCCAUCUGAGCGUAUUUUGAGGGAGAUGUUGCAUGUCGGCGCCGUGACGAAGCUUUGCAUGGUCCUGCAGGCCGACUGCACCCCUAAAACAAAGUGCAAGGCAAAGGAGAUGCUCAAUCUGCAUGGUAACUGCUGGAGGAGCUCAUCUUGCGUUCCCUCAAGGAUGUAUCCUUCGAAAUAA